Molecule: messenger RNA, 2109 nt
Organism: Glossina fuscipes
Lineage: Eukaryota; Metazoa; Arthropoda; Insecta; Diptera; Glossinidae
Product: lamin-C-like
Source: RefSeq, a predicted model, not a curated record
AGUGUUAAGCGCUUAGUCCAAUAUUUCAAUUGACACAGUGCAGACGUGAAUGUGCAGGCGUGUUUGCGGAUGUAAAUACAAAAACUGAACAAUUCUACAGAAACUAACAAAAUAAAAUUGCAAACAAUUAUUUUCCGUGAUAAAAAUUUUAAUACACAAAACGAAAUGUCGCAGAAACGUUCCACAUUAUCAACUGGGCGGACAUCAAGAUCUUCUCCUUCUAUGUUAGCGCAAAAAUCAAAUGAACGGUUAAGUACCACCAGCCCUGUUAGCCCCACUCGUUCCAGUCGUUUACAAGAAAAGGAGGAAUUGCAACAUUUAAAUGACCGUUUAGCUUGCUAUAUUGAUCGGAUGCGAAACUUGGAAAAUGAAAAUAAUCGACUAACGCAAGAAGUACAAUUGGCUCAGGAUACUGUCACCCGCGAAACAACCAAUAUGAAGGUCAUUUACGAAAAAGAAUUAAACGCCGCACGUAAACUAUUGGAUGAAACUUCAAAAGAAAAAGCCAAACUAGAGAUUGACAUUAAGCGUCUAUGGGAGGAAAAUGAUGAUUUGAAACAAAGGAUGGACAAGAAGUGUCAAGAAUGUGCAAUAGCUGAAAACGGUGCUCGCGUGUAUGAAAGUCGGUAUAAUGAUGUGAACAAUAAAUAUAAUCAGGCCCUUAAUGAUCGUAAGAAGGCCGAAGGACAAGCUAACGAUUUCGCAGCAGAAAAUAAUCGACUGACUGCGCCUGAUGUCCGGAAACAACUUGAGGGCGAAACGUUAUCGCGAGUUGACUUGGAAAAUCAAAAUCAGAGUUUGCGUGAAGAAUUGAGUUUUAAAGAUCAAGUGCACGUUCAAGAAUUGUCAGAAACUAGGUCCAGACGACAGGUUGAGAUUAGCGAAAUCGAUGGACGCCUUUCAAAGGAAUAUGAAGCAAGAUUACAACAAUCCCUACAAGAGUUACGUGAUCAAUACGAGGUCCAGAUGAAAACAAAUCGUGAAGAAAUUGUUUUAUUGUAUGAUAACGAAGUAAAAAAUCUCCAGGCGGCUGCAAAUCGUGCUGCGAACAACUUAAGUCAUUCGAGCGAAGAAGUACGCUCAAUGCGUACCAAAGUUGAUGGUCUCAAUUUCAAAAUUCACGAUUUGGAGACAACCAACACUAGUCUAAAUGUUCGCAUACGUGAGUUGGAAGAUUUAUUGGAUAAUGAACGAAAUCGUCAUAACAAUUAUGUUGCUACAUUGGAGAAAGAGUUACAACGCAUGCGUGAUGAGAUGGCGCAUCAACUUCAAGAGUACCAAGAUCUUAUGGAUAUUAAGGUAUCCCUUGAUCUAGAGAUAGCCGCUUACGACAAGUUAUUAGACAGUGAAGAAAGACGCCUUAAUAUUAUCUCGCCUGGAUCAUCCGCCGCUAACAAUUUAUCCAGCAAUGUUGAUUCAGGCUACGCUAAUGGCUCUAAUUUAAAUGUCAGUUCUAUGUCUGGUCCUUACCGCUCUGGACGAGCUAUUCCCAGCGGUCGCCGUUCACUGACACCCGGCGCAAUUGAUAACUCUAUUAAACGUCGGCGCACUGUAAUUGAUGAAAGUGAAGAUCGUAGUUUGGCAGACUUUACAAUUAAUGCAACAUCUAAAUCUGAUUUGCAAAUUAUCGAAGUCGGCAAUAACGGACGUUACAUUCAAUUGCAUAAUAAAGGUACAGAGGAAAUAAACCUUACAGGCUGGCAAAUCACACAUACUGCUGGAAAUGAGGAACUUACUUUCAAGUUUACACGGGGCACGAAAAUUACAGCUGGGCAAACGAUUACAAUUUGGUCUGUUGAUGCCGGUGUAAAUCAUGAGCCCCCAAAGAAUUUGGUUAUGAAAAAGAAAUGGCCUAUAACGGAGUCUUCACGUAUUGUUCUGGCUAAUGCCGAUAAAGAGGAUGUUGCCAGCUAUGAGCGUAAUCGCACAAAUAGUUCGAGCCAUGCGUCCCGACACAGAAACACCGGCAAUGUAUCUGGUAUUAGUUCUGCCGGCAUAAGAAACCUGUUUUCCUUACUCUAUUAAAAAAAAUCAUGCAGCUGAAGUAUAAAAGACCGUUCAAUCUACAAGAGGGCCUUUAAACGGUUUCUAACGUUAAUUAUACAAUAU